Messenger RNA from Girardinichthys multiradiatus, 1721 nucleotides. Its product is annotated as protein ANTAGONIST OF LIKE HETEROCHROMATIN PROTEIN 1. Bases 565 to 1299 code for a protein of 244 amino acids. The transcript is spliced from 5 exons. The record is from RefSeq and is a predicted model, not a curated record. NCBI's taxonomy places the organism in Eukaryota, Metazoa, Chordata, Actinopteri, Cyprinodontiformes, Goodeidae. Gene Ontology annotation, molecular function: metal ion binding.
CCUGACGCGAAAAAAAAGCGUAGUAACAAGAUGGCGGAGCUUGAAGACCUGCGCGCAUUUCUUCUAUGUUUACAGAUGUUCGUCUUAAUGCAAAAACAGGCCAUGAGCAUCCAAAAACAACAGUUAAUGCGGAAAAGGAGACGGCGACUCCGUGCAAGAACAAUGGCAUUGUUAAACAUCACGAGGAGGCGUGGUGUUUGGACGUAUCCACGAGCGCAACUUUGGUGGGACGUCACUGUUCCAGAAAUGACCGACGAGGAAUUCCUGAGGAACUUUCGGGUAUCAAGGGAGUCAUUCAGUUAUAUUUGUCGAAGUCUUGCCCCCAUUUUGCAAAAGAAAAAUACAAACUGCCGUUUGUGUUUACCUGUGGAUAAACGAGUUGCAGUCGCAUUGUGGAAACUGGCAACAAACACUGAAUACAGGAGUUUUGGAUUGAAGAGUGCCAUACCACGCCUUACCUGUAGGUGUCAGUGCAGAUAGCUGGAACGUAAACGCAGAGAAGCAACAUAAACUGCAGCUACAGCAAACAGCUCUUUGCAGUUUUUGCCAAAAGUUAGCUCCAGUAUGAACUCGCUGGUUGGAUAUGGAGUUUCCUCCGGCAGUGAGGAAGAGGAGGAAGACGUAAACAACAGAAAGGCUGACUCCCUUCAGGAUGAUGUUGAUGACCCUGCCAAAAAGAGCCGCAACUUUUUACUGGAAUCUGACUCGGCAUCAAGUGAGUCAGACUUAGAGGAUCAGGAGUCCUCAUCAUCAUCACUUCCUGCUCAUCAUCAUCCCCAAACACCAGGCUCCUCAGCAGCCUUCCGGCCCAUCCUGCCCCCAGCCCCCAUAGACUCUGUUACCCCUAAAAAGUUACCCCCUCCAACUCUAAACAGCUCAUCUGACAGCGGCGUUUUCGCCAACCCUUUCAAAGCACAGGCCGACCAGAAGCUCAGUGCCUUACAGAAACACGUUCCCCUCACCAUGCAGGCAAGACCCUCCCAGAUAGGGGGCAAAAAGGUGUGUGUUUCCUACAGGAAGGACGGAAGGUGCAGGUUUGGCAUUAAAUGCAAGUUUGCUCACGACAGUGACCUUCAGACCACGGUUAUUCCCAGUGGCUGUCAUCCAGCUGUCAGCGAAGAAACACCAGAGCCAGGUGGAGGAACCCAGAGCUACCAACAGGAAUCUAAUGACAAAGAGGCUGAGCAGCAGCAGAUGAAGAAGAAAAGAGUUGGACUGAGUAACUCUUUGAUUCCUCCUAAGAGAGCGCUGAAGCAGUAUAGUAUGCAGAGAGACAGAGAGCGAAUCAAUAUGUCCUGAUGACAGGUUUAUAAGCUGAGAAUAAACUGAAUGUCUUCAAUGAGGAAGGUGUGGACAGGGUUCCGGACCAGUAAUCACACAAGUCUCCCUUUUCACUGUUCCCAGUUACACACGGGCCAAUUCGUCCGUUCGUUCUUAAAGACAAACGCAGAGAACUAAAGGCUGACAGUACCUGUAAAUAGUAGGUCUGAACUGUUUACUGAUAUCAAGGUACACCAUAUUUUAUCAACAUUUGGUUUAAAACUGCAGAUUGUCCCUUAUACUGUUCCUAGUCCUUUUAAGGAGAUGCCAGAAAAAAGUGCAUGUAUCAUAAUUAAAAUUAAAAAAAUGAGAAAAUUCACCUCAACAGUCUUGUUAAGACCUUAAGAUCUUGUAGCAACAGUAAAUUACCUUUCCUGUUUUAAAUAAAAGCACUAAGACUA